Molecule: messenger RNA, 1796 nt
Organism: Orycteropus afer afer
Lineage: Eukaryota; Metazoa; Chordata; Mammalia; Tubulidentata; Orycteropodidae
Gene: RTN4RL1
Product: reticulon 4 receptor like 1
Cellular component (GO): plasma membrane
Molecular function (GO): protein binding
Source: RefSeq, a predicted model, not a curated record
ACCAGGUAGCUGUGUGGAGCUGCUGCUGCUGCUGCUGGCUGGGGAGCUGCCCUUGGGCGGCGGGUGCCCCCGGGACUGUGUGUGCUACCCGGCACCCAUGACAGUCAGCUGCCAGGCACACAACUUUGCUGCCAUCCCCGAGGGCAUCCCAGAGGACAGCGAGCGUAUCUUUCUGCAAAACAACCGCAUCACCCUUCUCCAGCAGGGUCACUUCAGCCCGGCCAUGGUCACCCUGUGGAUCUACUCCAACAAUAUCACUUUCAUCGACCCCAACACCUUUGAGGGCUUCGUACACCUGGAAGAGCUGGACCUUGGCGACAACCGGCAGCUGCGGAUGCUGGCGCCCGAGACCUUCCAGGGCCUGGUGAAGCUUCAUGCCCUCUACCUCUAUAAAUGUGGGCUUAGUGCCCUGCCAGCAGGCAUUUUUGGCGGCCUGCACAGCCUGCAGUACCUCUACCUGCAGGACAACCACAUUGAGUACCUCCAGGACGACAUCUUUGUGGACCUGGUCAACCUCAGCCACCUGUUCCUCCAUGGCAACAAGCUAUGGAGCUUGAGCCAGGACACCUUCCGGGGCCUGGUGAACCUGGACCGCCUGCUGCUGCACGAGAACCAGCUACAGUGGGUGCACCACAAGGCUUUCCAUGACCUCCGCAGGCUGACCACCCUCUUUCUCUUCAACAACAGCCUCUCCGAGCUUCAAGGUGACUGCCUGGCACCCCUGGGGGCCCUGGAGUUCCUCCGCCUCAACGGGAACCCCUGGGACUGCGGCUGCCGGGCACGAUCCCUCUGGGAAUGGCUGCGGAGGUUUCGUGGCUCCAGCUCUGCCGUCCCAUGCUUGUCUCCUGAGCUGCGACGUGGCCAGGACCUAAAGCUGCUGAGAGCUGAGGACUUCCGGAACUGCACAGGGCCAGCGUCCCCACACCAGAUCAAGUCGCACACGCUCACCACCACCGACAGGGCCGCGCGAAAGGACCACCAUCCACCCCAUGGCCCCAGCAGGGACAAGGGCCAUCUACCUGGCUCCCGGCCAGGCUACAGGAAGCCAGGCAAGAACUGUACCAGCCACAGGAAUCGCAACCAGGUCUCUAAAGGGGGUGCCGGAAAGCAGGCCCAUGAACUGCAGGACUAUGCCCCUGACUACCAGCACAAGUUCAACUUUGACAUGAUGCCCACCACGCGGCCCAAGAGGAAGGGCAAGUGUGCCCGCAGGACCCCCAUCCGCGCCCCCAGUGGCGUGCAGCAGGCCUCCUCGGCUGUGUCCCUGGGGGCCUCACUCCUGGCCUGGAUACUGGGGCUGGCGGUCACUCUCCGCUGAGGACCCAGGGUGCUAGCACCCAACACUGCCACCUGUCCACCAAGGAACAGAAUUUCUUUUCCUUUUUUUUUUUAUAACAAAUGGAGGAUCUGCUGGAUUUCAGGAAAAGGUUGGUAGAGGCUUUGAUUACUGCCUGGGCCCUGCCUGGUGGAUUAUAAACCCAAAGUGUACAGCCCCAGGUGGGAGGGGAUCAGCACAUGUCACCCAGCUGUCCCAGCCAGCCCCUGCCCAGCACCCAUGGACAGUGUCCACUCCAGCAAGGCAGUAAAAGACAUGCAAAAUUAAUCCUUCAUUUGCUACUAUGGGACAAUUGCCCCCAUGAGAACUGGGCUCUGUGGAAUCCUGAUCAUUUGGGGAGAUCUGAAGGGUCCCCGCUGUUGCUGGAGGAAACAGGACUCAGAGAAAAAUGAAUGAGGUUCAACCAAGAGGCUGGUCAGCCAGCAGUCUGGGAACACAUGCGCGGGUGGCAUCUUGGCUC